AUGCGGGCUUUAUCUAUGUUUGGUUUUGGCCAGUGUCGCCUGUUAGCUCAAGAAAGCCUCAAUAUGGGAAGAACUAGCAGUGAAAAAUCUAACGAUCAAGUGGUUUCACCAGAAAGGAAUGAAGGAAAAGAAGGCAAUGGUCUGCGUCGCUCCUUCCGGCAGAGGAAAGCUGUUGAGCGCUAUCAAUCUCCAUUGGAAAAUCUAAGAAAACAUAACCUAAGGUUGUCCAAGCGUACUUCAUCUGGCAAAAGGAGAGAUUCAGGCAAAAAACCUAAAAGGUCUCCUUCAGCCAACUCUAAGAAAGGUGGCAUAAAGGGAGCUCGAAAUGAUCACACGAAAACUGAAGCAACUCAGAAAGGCAACUUUAAUGAAGUUCACAGGGAUCACAUGAAAAUUGGAGCAAGUCUGGCUGGUGUGGAGCAAAUGCAAAUAGAUGGUUCAGUGCAAUUUCAUGGUGUGGGUGGUCUAUCUGACCACAUUUCAGCUUUAAAAGAGAUGGUCAUUUUGCCUUUGCUUUAUCCGGAUGUCUUUGAGAUACUGAAAUUUAAACCUCCAAGAGGCUGUUUAUUCUAUGGUCCACCAGGGACUGGAAAGACCCUGGUUGCUCGUGCACUAGCUAAUGAGUGUAGCAGAGGUGACAGGAAAGUAACCUUUUUUAUGAGAAGUGCUGCUGACUGCAUGAGUAAGUGGGUAGGAGAAUCUGAACGACAGCUUCGUUUAGUAUUUGAGCAGGCCUACCAGAUGCGACCUUCAAUUAUUUUCUUUGAUGAGAUCGAUGCUCUUGCUCCUGUACGGUCCAGUAAACAAGACCAGGUUCAUAGCUCUGUUGUGGGGACACUUCUGACACUUAUGGAUGGCUUAGCCAGCAGAGGAGAGGUUGUGGUAAUAGGAGCCACCAACAGACUGGAUUCUAUAGAUCCUGCUUUACGGAGACCUGGGCGCUUUGAACGAGAAUUUCGCUUCAACUUACCAAACAAAGAGGCAAGAUUAGAAAUUUUCAAAAUUCACACACGAGACUGGACCCUGAAGCCAUCGGACAACUUACUUGAAGACCUGUCUGAGAAAUGUGUUGGAUUCUGUGGUGCUGAUAUUAAAGCCUUAUGUGUUGAAGCUGGGCUCUGUGCUUUGCGCCGCCGCUAUCCGCAGAUACAUGAGAGUGACAAAAGACUGAAGAUAGAUGCCAGAUCAAUUAAAGUAACAACAAAGGAUUUUGCCACGGCCAUGCAGAAGAUUGUUCCAGCAUCACAGAGAGCUGGGGCUUCACCUGGGAGGGCACUACCAGCUAUUUCAAAGCCGCUGUUAGAAAACACUCUGGAAAGAAUUUUACAAGCCUUGCAGAGAGCAUUUCCCCAUGCAAAGCUUGCACUGAAGAAGAACCAAGGGAAUGAUGGGUUUGACAGUGAUGAUGACUUACCAUCAACCUCUGAAAAGAAGCCUGACAACAAAAAAGCAGAAUUCCGCACUUUUAGCAGAAAUUCUUCUUACCAGCCAACAUCAUUCAGGCCACGGUUCUUACUAGUUGAAGAGCCAGGAUGUGGGCAGGCUUUUGAUUUAGCACCUGCUGUAUUACACGCCCUGGAAAAAUUUCCAGCUUAUACACUAGAUUUAUCCACCUUGUUUGUUAGCACCACAUCACAGGAAGAAACAUGCUCACAGUUGAUACGAGAAGCUGAAAGAACAGCACCAAGUAUAAUUUAUAUUCCACAAAUUCCUUCGUGGUGGGAGGCUGUUGGACCUACACUGAAAGCUGGUUUUACAGGACUACUGAAUAACAUUCCAUACUUUGCUCCGGUUUUGCUCCUUGCAACAUCUGAUGUGCCACAUGAAGAUCUCCCUGAAGAGAUAAAAACAUUGUUUAAUGCUAAUCGUGAAGAAGUUUUCAAUAUCCCACGGCCUACCUGUGCUGAAAGAAAAGGGUUUUAUGAGGACUUGAUUAUGAAACAAGCUGCUGAACCUCCUGCAUUAAAAAACAAUGCAAAUUCGCGGGUACACCUUCCUGCAAGAUGUUCUCAGGAGGAUGUGCAACCACAAGUACGGGACAAGAAAGCAAUCAAAAUUAAAAAACGAGGAGUCUAUGUGGAUCACUCUGAGCUCAGAAAAGUGUUGGCUGCUGUUGUCACAGCAACUGAGAACGUCAGUAUAUCGAGCAUGGCAAAACUAUAUUCUGUUCUUAGCAUGUGCAUUUACCAGCAGCGAGAAAAUCCAGACAAAACCGAAUUAGUGGAGGAAAUGAAGAAAGAAAUUGAAGCCCUCAGUUGGCUGUGA
Sturnus vulgaris (Common starling) is the source of this 2265-nucleotide messenger RNA. Its product is annotated as ATPase family AAA domain-containing protein 2-like. Gene Ontology annotation, biological process: nucleosome disassembly; transcription initiation-coupled chromatin remodeling; nucleosome assembly. Lineage: Eukaryota; Metazoa; Chordata; Aves; Passeriformes; Sturnidae. The record is from RefSeq and is a predicted model, not a curated record. Gene Ontology annotation, cellular component: nucleus. Gene Ontology annotation, molecular function: histone binding; chromatin binding; ATP binding.